Molecule: messenger RNA, 2164 nt
Organism: Lemur catta (Ring-tailed lemur)
Lineage: Eukaryota; Metazoa; Chordata; Mammalia; Primates; Lemuridae
Gene: LRRTM4
Product: leucine rich repeat transmembrane neuronal 4
Exons: 3
Coding region: 262-2037 (591 amino acids)
Cellular component (GO): plasma membrane
Molecular function (GO): protein binding
Source: RefSeq, a predicted model, not a curated record
AGUGUAUCACAAACUCAAGCAUUAGCACCAACAAGCUCUGAGCAUCAUCAGUCUCUGGAAAGCCUUCUGAAUUAGACAAGGGCUGCCUCUCAGCACAGCUACAAAACACUUUAAACCUGACCAGCUAAAUGGAUAAACCUAGCCUGCAUAGCUUUUAAACUGGGGUCUUAUACAGCACAGGAGGCCUACUUGCUUCAAGAACUGAAAAUCCAGAGGAUGAAUUGCUUUAUCUGGGAAUGGCAAAAGCCAGCACAAUAAGGAAUGUCAGGUUUCCAUUUAAUUACGCAGCUGAAAGGCAUGAGUGUGGUGCUGGUGCUACUUCCUACACUGCUGCUUGUUAUGCUCACGGGGGCUCAGAGAGCUUGCCCAAAGAACUGCAGAUGUGAUGGUAAAAUUGUGUACUGUGAGUCUCAUGCUUUCGCAGAUAUCCCUGAGAACAUUUCUGGAGGGUCACAAGGCUUAUCAUUAAGGUUCAACAGCAUUCAGAAGCUCAAAUCCAAUCAGUUUGCCGGCCUUAACCAGCUUAUAUGGCUUUAUCUUGACCAUAAUUACAUUAGCUCAGUGGAUGAAGAUGCAUUUCAAGGGAUCCGUAGACUGAAAGAAUUAAUUCUAAGCUCCAACAAAAUUACUUAUCUGCACAAUAAAACAUUUCACCCAGUUCCCAAUCUCCGCAAUCUGGAUCUCUCCUACAAUAAGCUUCAGACAUUGCAAUCUGAGCAAUUUAAAGGCCUUCGGAAACUCAUCAUUUUGCACUUGAGAUCUAACUCGCUAAAGACCGUGCCGAUAAGAGUUUUUCAAGACUGUCGGAAUCUUGACUUUCUGGAUUUGGGUUACAAUCGUCUUCGAAGCUUGUCCCGAAAUGCAUUUGCUGGCCUCUUGAAGUUAAAGGAGCUCCACCUGGAGCACAAUCAGUUUUCCAAGAUCAACUUUGCUCAUUUUCCACGUCUCUUCAACCUCCGCUCAAUAUACUUACAAUGGAACAGGAUUCGCUCCAUUAGCCAAGGCUUGACAUGGACUUGGAGUUCCUUGCACAACUUGGAUUUAUCAGGGAAUGACAUCCAAGGAAUUGAGCCAGGCACAUUUAAAUGCCUCCCCAAUUUGCAAAAAUUAAAUUUGGAUUCCAACAAGCUCACCAACAUCUCACAGGAAACUGUCAAUGCGUGGAUAUCAUUAAUAUCCAUCACCUUGUCUGGAAAUAUGUGGGAAUGCAGUCGGAGCAUUUGUCCUCUGUAUUAUUGGCUUAAGAAUUUCAAAGGAAAUAAGGAAAGCACCAUGAUAUGUGCAGGACCUAAGCACAUCCAGGGUGAAAAAGUUAGUGAUGCAGUGGAAACAUAUAAUAUCUGUUCUGAAGUCCCAGUGGUCAACACAGAGAGAUCACACCUGGUGCCCCAAACUCCCCAGAAGCCUCUGAUUAUCCCUAAACCUACCGUCUUCAAGCCUGAUGCCACCCAACCCAGCCUUGAAACACCCAGCCCUUCCCCAGGGUUUCAGAUUCCUGGCACAGAGCAAGAGUAUGAGCAUGUUUCAUUUCACAAAAUUAUCGCAGGGAGUGUGGCUCUCUUUCUCUCGGUGGCCAUGAUCCUCUUGGUGAUCUAUGUGUCUUGGAAACGCUACCCAGCCAGCAUGAAACAACUCCAGCAACACUCUCUUAUGAAGAGGCGGCGGAAAAAGGCCAGAGAGUCUGAAAGACAAAUGAAUUCCCCUUUACAGGAGUAUUAUGUGGACUACAAGCCUACAAACUCUGAGACCAUGGAUAUAUCGGUUAAUGGAUCUGGGCCCUGCACAUAUACCAUCUCUGGCUCCAGGGAAUGUGAGAUGCCACACCACGUGAAGCCCUUGCCCUACUACAGCUAUGACCAGCCCGUGAUUGGGUACUGCCAGGCGCACCAGCCGCUCCACCUCAACAAGAGCUACGACCUAGUGUCUCCUGAGCAGGAUGAAAGCCCCAGCCUAGAGCUCGGGCGCGACCACGGCUUCAUCGCCACCAUCGCCAGGUCUGCAGCACCGGCCAUAUACCUUGAGAGAAUAACAAACUAAUGCUGAAGCCAGCUCCUCAUUAGGGACCUUGACGGGGGUGGGAGGGCCUUCAUCUUAAAGAGAAUGGGUGUCCAAAAUCGUGCAAUCCAGCAAGCUCAUCGUUCCUGUUAAAACAUGUAUGGCAUAG